AUGCCUAUUGAUAUUGUGUCUACAGCCAUCUUUGAUGGUACUCAGGCUAUUCCAGGCUGGGACUACUUUACUACUUAUGGCCCUGCGUUGGCUGCUGCUGCCGCCACCAAGUACUAUUUCGCUGGCGCCUCCAACACGUUCAAGAGAGAGUUACAUGGACGCGUUUAUAUCAUCACUGGAGGUACUUCGGGACUUGGAGCUUCGGUAGCUUAUGAGUUGGCCCUUAAAGGGGCUCAGAUUAUUCUCUUGUCUAGAUCUACAGAUGAUGCUUGGACGGUGGAGUUCAUUGAGGACCUUAGGGACAAGACGAACAAUUUCAUGAUAUACGCCGAGCACUGUGACUUGAGUUCGCUUCAUUCGGUUCGUCUCUUUGCUACUAAAUGGCUUGAUAACCAGCCGCCACGUCGUUUGGACGGUGUCAUUUGCUGUGCUGCUGACUGUCUCCCAAGAGGCAGAGACAGACAAGUGUCUGUGGACGGCGUGGAGAACCAGCUUGCGGUGAACUACUUGGCUCACUACCACUUGCUUACGCUUCUUAAACCUUCGCUCCAGGUCCAGCCUCCUGACCGUGAUGUUCGUGUCAUUUUAACUACUUGUACUUCCCAAGCAGCUGGACUGAUCGAUAAGGAUGAUAUCUUAUGGGAAUCUCGCCAGUACCCUGUCAACUCCCCAUGGAAGGUUUUUGGUACUUCUAAAUUAUUACUAGGCAUGUUUGGACGCAGGUACCAACGCUUGCUUAACGACUACGAGAGAAAAGAUAACGCUCCUUGCAAUAUCAAGAUAAGCAUUGUCAACCCUGGCACCAUGAGAUCGCCAUCCACUCGCCGUUUCAUCUCAAUGGGUACCAUUUGGGGCUUGUUCUUGUACAUAUUAUUGUACCCAAUCUGGUACAUUUUCUUUAAGGAUACCGUCCAGGGAGCCCAGUCGCUUCUUUUUGCUAUUUAUGCCCCAAUGUUGGGUGCCCAAGAUGGAGGAAACAUCAUUCAAGAGUGCAAGAUUUUAACCAAGGUCAGAGCGGAGUUGACUGAUGAUGAAUUGCAAGAAGAGGUCUUCCAGAAGACUGCUGAGCAUAUCGAAAAGUUGGAAAAGCUGUCUGCGAUCGAAAGAAAGAAGCAAGAAAAGAAGCUAGGCCUUGACAAGAAGAAGGAGGAAGCCGAGAAGAAGAAAAAGGAGGAUGUCCAUGAAAAACCUGAAACCGAAGAGGAUUUGCAAUACAAAUUGGACAUGAUCCGUAAGAGUAUGGGUAUACUGUCGCAAGAUGGGGACAUGCCGCUCUUCCCAGAGGAAGGUGUUGAAGAGGCCAAGAAGAAGCACACGCAAAAUGCCACCGGCAAGAAGCCUAGGGGCAAAGCCCGCAAGCGCUAA
Candidozyma haemuli is the source of this 1365-nucleotide messenger RNA. RefSeq names its product putative oxidoreductase. The record is from RefSeq and is a predicted model, not a curated record. NCBI's taxonomy places the organism in Eukaryota, Fungi, Ascomycota, Pichiomycetes, Serinales, Metschnikowiaceae. The transcript has a single exon. Bases 1 to 1365 code for a protein of 454 amino acids.